UAUGGACUCCUCGCUUCCGAGCCGGCUCUUCCCGGGCCUCUCCAUCAAGAUCCAACGCAGUAAUGGUUUGAUCCACAGUGCCAACGUAAGGGCGGUGAGCAAGGAGAAAGCCUGUGUCUCCGUGGAGUGGAUAGAAGGAGGUGCCAUCAAGGGCAAAGAGAUUGACUUCGAUGAUGUGGCAGCAAUAAACCCAGAGCUCCUGCAGCUUCUUCCCAUACUCCCGGACGACCACCUGCCCCUGAAGGAGAAUGUAACGGUCCAGAAACAAAAACGCAAGUCGGUCAACUCCAAAAUUCCUGCUCCAAAAGAGUCUGUCCGUGGCCGCUCGACUCGAAUGUCCACCGUCUCAGAGGCUCAAAUGACCAGUCAGGAGAAUGAGAUGGAGGUGGAGCUGCCUGUGUCUGUGAACCCCCUCAAACAGCUUUCAGUUCCUGCUGGUCCCCCUCGGCCCUCCUGCCCUGCCGUGGCUGAGGUCCCACUGAAGGUGGUCAGCGAGGAAGUGGAAGAGCAAGUUCGUGCCAUCCGAGGCAACGCUUCUGCAAACCCCGUGAACUCAGUUCGGAGGAAAUCGUGUAUCGUGAAGGAAAUGGAGAAAAUGAAGAGCAAGCGCGAAGAGAAGCGGGCCCAGAACACGGAAACGAGGAUAAAGCGAGCUCAGGACUAUGACAACAGCUUUCCACACUGGGAAUUUGCCCGGAUGAUUAAAGAAUUCCGGACUAAUUUGGAAUGCCAUCCGCUUACCAUGACUGAUCCUAUCGAAGAGCACAGGAUAUGUGUCUGCGUUAGGAAACGCCCGCUGAACAAGCAAGAACUGGCCAAGAAAGAAAUUGAUGUGAUCUCCGUCCCCAGCAAGUGUCUCCUCCUGGUCCACGAGCCCAAACUCAAGGUGGACCUCACGAAGUACUUGGAGAACCAAGCGUUCUGCUUCGACUUCGCCUUUGACGAUACUGCUUCGAAUGAAGUGGUUUACAGGUACACAGCAAGACCGUUGGUACAGACAAUCUUUGAAGGAGGAAAAGCAACCUGUUUUGCAUAUGGCCAAACAGGAAGCGGCAAGACACAUACGAUGGGCGGAGACCUCUCGGGGAGAGGCCAGAAUGCAGCCAAAGGGAUCUACGCCAUGGCCUCCCGGGACGUCUUCCUCCUGAAGAGUCAGCCUCGCUACCGGAAACUGGGCCUGGAAGUCUACGUGACGUUCUUUGAGAUCUACAAUGGGAAGGUGUUCGACCUGCUCAACCAGAAGGCCAAGCUGCGCGUGCUGGAGGACGGCAAGCAGCAGGUGCAGGUGGUGGGCCUGCAGGAGCACCCGGUGAGCUGUGCCGAGGAUGUCAUCAAGAUGCUGGACGCAGGCAGCGCCUGCAGGACUUCUGGGCAGACCUUUGCCAAUUCCAACUCUUCCCGCUCCCACGCCUGCUUCCAGAUUCUUCUUCGAGCCAAAGGGCGCGUGCAUGGCAAGUUCUCUUUGGUGGAUCUGGCGGGGAACGAGCGCGGCGCAGACACUUCCAGCGCUGACCGGCAGACCCGCAUGGAGGGCGCAGAAAUCAACAAGAGUCUCCUGGCCCUGAAGGAGUGCAUCAGGGCCCUGGGACAGAACAAGGCUCACACGCCAUUCCGAGAGAGCAAGCUGACCCAGGUGCUGCGGGACUCCUUCAUCGGGGAGAACUCGAGGACCUGCAUGAUCGCCAUGAUCUCACCAGGCAUAAGCUCCUGUGAAUAUACCUUAAACACCCUGAGAUACGCAGACAGGGUCAAGGAGCUGAGCCCCCACAGUGGGCCCAUUGGGGAGCAGCCAAUCCAGAUGGAAACAGAAGAGACGGAAGUCUGCUCCAACUGCACCCUGAGCUCAGGCAAUUUCUCCAAGGACGAGGAGGAGCUGUCUUCUCAGAUGUCCAGCUUUAACGAAGCUAUGGCCCAGAUCCGGGAGCUGGAGGAGAAGGCCAUGGAGGAGCUCAGGGAGAUCAUCCAGCAAAGGCCAGACUGGCUUGCGCUCUCUGAGAUGACCGAGCAGCCGGACUACGACCUGGAGACCUUUGUGAACAAGGCAGAAUCCGCCCUCGCCGAGCAGGCCCAGCAAACCAAACACUUCUCAGCCCUGCAAGGUGUCAUCAAGGCCCUGCGCCUGGCCAUGCAGCGGGAAGAGCAGGCCAGCAAACAAAUGAGCAGCAAGAAAUGGCCCCAGUGAGGACUGCAAAUAGAGAUGUUUGUGUCACUCCCCGCCUUCCUCUUCCCCGACCGCCCCUGCCCAGUGCUGAGGGGCUUAGUCGGUCUGAGCGGGGCAGGCGUGGGUAAAUGCCAAAUCUAUGGGCAGCUGUGGAAAGGAUCGGCGCUGUGACAGGAGCCUCACCUUUGCUUCCCUGUGGCCUGCCCACUCCGCUCCUCGAUUGUUCCCGGCGGGAUGUAGCUCCUGGCACCUGUGUGGAUGGACUUGCUUACCUGCUCCUGGCUGGGGCCCUGGGGCCCUUCCUCCUCCUCCUCCUCUGGAAGGGCAGCUUUCAGAUGGAGGGCUUUGCCUGGGCAGCAUUCUGUCUGUGGACUGGCUGCUACCAAGGGCUUACCGCUGUGUGCCUGACUCUGGGGAGAGAGCCUCCGACCUGCCUCUCACCGCCCUGGGCACUGAUGCAUCUUAGACUCAAAAAAAAAUUUUUUCUGGGACCCAUGUCUUCUGGUUUUUGAGGCCAACAGGAUCCCUGCUGUUUCACUGUUUUUGUGUUUGUACAUUGUGUUUUAUAAUAAAGAGGAAAGAUCGGC
Molecule: messenger RNA, 2748 nt
Organism: Echinops telfairi (small Madagascar hedgehog)
Lineage: Eukaryota; Metazoa; Chordata; Mammalia; Afrosoricida; Tenrecidae
Gene: KIF2C
Product: kinesin family member 2C
Exons: 21
Coding region: 2-2182 (726 amino acids)
Biological process (GO): microtubule-based movement
Molecular function (GO): microtubule binding; ATP binding; microtubule motor activity
Source: RefSeq, a predicted model, not a curated record